Molecule: messenger RNA, 1239 nt
Organism: Colletotrichum phormii
Lineage: Eukaryota; Fungi; Ascomycota; Sordariomycetes; Glomerellales; Glomerellaceae
Product: ribonucleotide reductase
Exons: 4
Coding region: 1-1239 (412 amino acids)
Biological process (GO): deoxyribonucleotide biosynthetic process
Molecular function (GO): oxidoreductase activity
Source: RefSeq, a predicted model, not a curated record
AUGUCUAUCGAAGUCACACCGUCCAAACAGGCCGCUGCUGCCCUCGACUCUUUCAAGAUGGAGUCCCCCGUCAAGAAGCUCAACUUCAACCCCGCCGACAAGGAGAACCAGCCCCUCACAUCCGACGUUGCCACCGCAACCGAGAAGACCUUUGUUCAGACGAAGCCCGCACAAGAGGUCGUGAAGAACGAGAACAAGAUCGUUGUCGCUCCCGGCAUCAAGGAGCAGGAGAAGGAUGAGCCUCUUCUCCAGGAGAACGGCCAGCGUUUCGUUCUCUUCCCUAUCAAGUACCAUGAGAUCUGGCAAAUGUAUAAGAAGGCUGAGGCCUCUUUCUGGACCGCUGAGGAGAUCGAUCUCUCCAAGGAUCUCCACGACUGGAACAACAAGAUCAACGAUGAUGAGAAGUACUUCAUCUCUCACAUCCUCGCCUUCUUCGCCGCAUCCGACGGCAUCGUCAACGAGAACCUCGUUGAGCGCUUCUCCGGCGAAGUCCAAGUCCCUGAGGCUCGCUGCUUCUACGGUUUCCAGAUCAUGAUGGAGAACAUCCACUCUGAGACCUACUCCCUCCUCAUCGACACCUACAUCAAGGAGCCUGCCCAGCGCACGUACCUCUUCAACGCCAUUGACACCAUUCCCGCCAUUCGCAAGAAGGCUGACUGGGCCUUGAAGUGGAUCAGCGACGAUAGCUCGUCCUUCGCCCAGCGUCUGGUUGCCUUCGCCGCCGUCGAGGGUAUCUUCUUCAGCGGUGCCUUUGCCUCCAUCUUCUGGCUCAAGAAGCGUGGUCUCAUGCCCGGUCUGACCUUCUCCAACGAGCUCAUCUCCCGUGAUGAGGGUCUUCACACCGACUUUGCCUGCCUCUUGUACUCUCACCUCAACCACCGCCCUAGCAAGCAGGUCAUUGAGGACAUCAUCGUUGACGCCGUCAAGAUUGAGCAGGAGUUCCUGACCGAGGCUCUGCCUUGCGCUCUCCUCGGCAUGAACUCCAACUUGAUGAAGCAGUACAUCGAGUUCGUUGCCGACCGUCUCUUGGUUGCUCUUGGCAACGACAAGGUCUACAAGUCUUCCAACCCCUUCGACUUCAUGGAGAACAUCUCCCUUGGCGGCAAGACCAACUUCUUUGAGAAGCGCGUUGCCGACUACCAGAAGGCCGGUGUGCUCAACAGCACCAAGAAGGCGCAAGAAGAGACCAAGGUUGAGGGAGAGAAUGGCGGCGACUUCGCGUUCGAUGAGGACUUCUAA